GAAAGAGACAGUUGCUGAGAGACGGUUGAGGAGAGAGCAGCAAUUGAGAGAUAAAGCGUUAUGGAGAAUUUGAUUAAAAAGCGAAAGAGAUUAGCUAUCCCUGAGAGCCAGGAGGGAAGCCAUUAUGACUCUCGGUGCUACAAAAUCACCAAAUAUGAGAGCAACCGGCAAGGGACCUGCAGCAGUGCAGUUGUACUGGAUCCAUGGAGCACCUUUGGAAACCUGAUGCCAGAUACGCUGCAGAACUUCAUGGAUUAUGGAGAAACAUGCUACAUGUUCAAUAAGAGCCUGGAAGAGGAUUUCGCACCUAACAACUUUUUAGGGAAUCACAGCAACAUCGAUGAAACAUCUUGGAGGGAAGUCAUCACCACCAUGAUUGCUGCACACAGGGCCUUUAGACUGGACUUUGAGACCCUGUGUCUCGCUGUCAACUACCUGGAAAGGUUUCUGGCCUGCACUCCCCUAAAAGCUGCCAGCCUGAAGGUCAUAGGUGCCACUUGUCUUUAUUUGGCCUGCAAGGUAAUGGAAAAGAGUUUCCCUAAAACAGACAUGUUUCUAUUGCUGUUCUGUGAAGAUGGAUUCACAGCUCCCUUAAUGUACUAUUUAGAAAAAUUGGUAUUAAGGAGGUUGUGUUUCCGUCUAAGGGCUCCCACCAUCGAGUAUUUCCUGGAACACUUUUCCCUUAGAAGAGUGUCCUACAAGGAAUGUCCAGCUGCCAAAAUCAACAGAGCAGCCAAUGCCUUCACUGCUGCUAGAGGCAUUGCAGCACUGAGCAUGACAAGGUAUGGAUUCCAUUCCUACCCACCAUCUCUCCUAGCUCAGUGCUGCCUUAGAGUUGCAGACCAAAUAUUGCAAUAUGACACCUGGAAUAGAGUGCACCCUAGAGACUGUUCAGGUCCCUUGUGGCAGGAGUGCAUGAGUAAAAUCACCCACCUGGUAUCCUCCAACAACAUCUUAUUGUGCAAGUUUAUGCCAGGUGUGUUUCCAGAAACCUUUCCAGACUUGGUUCCACCACCAACCAAGAAUGGCAGCAAAGCAAACACAUAAGAAAGAGGCUCUUCCCAAAAGUCAUCAGGAGAUCAGUGGCAGUAACAUGGAGAGGAAGCAGCUCAUGGUGAUUGGAGGAGGUGGCGGCUUUGAGAUCUGGUCAUGCUCAGGAUGUAGCAGAUAUUUGUCAGGAGAUCAGCCAGCAAGAUCAACAGAGGAAGAACAGCACCCAGUGAACAGCAUCUUCCCAAUGUACCAUCUACAGAGCACCCAGGACUGCUGUGACUGAAUUAUAACCUGACAGACUUCUUUUCUCCCAGUACAGGUAGAUUUACCAUCAGAUGGCAUAUAUACAUGGGCCUUACAGCCGCUAGGAGGCCUCUGUAUUCCUCUCCCGUCCAUCUGUCGGGCUGCAGGUGCGGGGGUCUGCAGGCCACCGAGGAGGCAAAUGGAACGGAGAGGAAUGCAGAGGACACCAAGCGGCUGGAAAGCUCAUGUGCAUGCAGCCAUAUUCUUGUCCAGCAAGAUCAGGGGCAUUGAUCCUGGGAGCAAAUCCGAUCGCCGUUAAGGGAUCAGGAAGGAAUUUUUCCCUCUAAUGAGGCAGAUUUGCCAAUGCUUUUUAGAGGUUUUUGCCUUCCUCAGGAUCAAAGGGCUCUCUACCCAGUUGCGGCUCUCAGGGAAAGGGCAUAGUGGCCCCUCUCCCAUCCUAAACUCUGCCUUUGUGCAGCCCCUCCAUCAGGAGUUUAUCUUGAAGCCGCAGGUGGGAGGGAACCCAUUAAAAGACCUCAAUUUCCAUCUCAUUGAUCUUAUUAAUAAAUCUGCGAUUUCACAGGUUAAGUCCAAA
Xenopus laevis (African clawed frog) is the source of this 1831-nucleotide messenger RNA. RefSeq names its product cyclin-O protein B-like. Bases 61 to 1047 code for a protein of 328 amino acids. The record is from RefSeq and is a predicted model, not a curated record. NCBI's taxonomy places the organism in Eukaryota, Metazoa, Chordata, Amphibia, Anura, Pipidae. The transcript has 2 exons.